Messenger RNA from Arabis nemorensis, 939 nucleotides. The record is from the annotation of a GenBank genome assembly. NCBI's taxonomy places the organism in Eukaryota, Viridiplantae, Streptophyta, Magnoliopsida, Brassicales, Brassicaceae.
AUGGACCAGAGAUUGUUUGAGGCAGCUCGUUUGGGAGACAUAACAACACUUGAGUUGCUCCAUCAAGAGGAUCCUCUGCUUCUCGACCGUCUCUCUUUGUCUUCUCAAGAGAAUCCUCUCCAUGUCUCAGCCUUCGCAGGAAAAGCUGCUUUUACGGCGAAAAUCUUGAGUCUCAAGCCAGAGUUAGCUUUGGAACGGAACCAACAAGGGUUUAGUCCUCUUCAUAUUGCUUCAGCUUCAGGGGAAAUAGAAGUUGUGAGAGAGCUCCUGAGAGUUAGGAACAUUGAUGUGAUCUGUUUGUUGAAGGAUAAAGACGGUUUGAUUCCUCUUCAUUGCGCAGCGCAAAGAGGAAGAAUUGAUGUCAUAAAAGAGCUGGUUUUGUCUUUCCCUAACUCUCUUAAGGUAGUAACAGCUUCUCUUGAGACACCUCUUCAUGUUUCUGUUAAGAACAAUCAAGUGGAAACUACAAAGUUGUUGCUGGAAGAGAUCAAGAAGCAGAACAUGGUGCAGGAGAUCGCGCAGGAGAUCGUUAACCGCGGAAAUCGAGAAGGCAAUACAGUCUUGCAUCUUGCAACACUUGGGAAACAGCUUCAGAUUGUGGAGAUGUUGAUUGGCGAAGAAGCAAUAAUCCGCGGAUCGGUAGAUGCAAAUAGACAAAACAGAAACAGGUUAACACCAAAGGACAUUCUCGACGUGGUUAUUGAAACCGAAGGAGGAAAUGUUUCCGAAAUGUACAAGAUUGUUCAAAUCUUUCAGUCAGUUGAAGCAAGGAAUGCAAAGGAGAAACGCCCAACCCCUCAACAAAUUCAACCUAGUAGAAACCCUUUACGUUUGAUGAGGAAUUUUCUAGACUACGAGAUUAGUAAUGCAACACUUGAACAAAAGGAAACUCUAUCUAUAUCGCGCCCGAUGAGUAUGUAUUAUGGUUCGUGGUUCUAG